Paraglomus occultum is the source of this 293-nucleotide messenger RNA. The record is from the annotation of a GenBank genome assembly. Lineage: Eukaryota; Fungi; Glomeromycota; Glomeromycetes; Paraglomerales; Paraglomeraceae.
GUCUGAUGAUUAUGACGGUCUGCCUGGACAACCCAAAAGGCUACAUCUGUAGGGUGCAAUGUGGUGAACUAAUGGAAGUUCCGGAUAAUGCAGAAAAUUUUCCUGACAUCCUCACAAUUCUCGCAUCUGUUCUGAUCAUAAAGGCUGUGGUUCAAGAGAUAAUAAAGACAGUUCAAGCAAAAAAACAAACAGUCAAAUCAUUUAAAAGGGCCGGGUUUCGAAAACGACCUCGAAACAAAAAUGAGCACCGAAUAUCUCCGUGUUUAUCAACUCCGAAGAAGAAGAAGGCUAAA